AAUCACAGUGAUGGCAUCAUAAGGCGACAGACUUUAGCAUGUCGCAUGGUUUCCACAGCCACGCUACAUCAAAACAGCAACAAGCAGAGGUUCAGGUUGGGGCACAUUUAGCCCUAUAUAGCCUUUGAGUUGCAAAACAGGAGUUUGUCUUUGAAGCAGUGGUCAAUGAUCAUGCACAAUGGCAGUGUCCGUUAUCUCAUCUUCUUCCAAUACCUCGGGACAAAGUACAGUGGCGUUAUGAAGGCGCCUCCACACCAAGCAGUCAAGGGUGUCCAGAACUACUUGGAGGAUGCGGUACGGAGUUUGAGGCCGGUGAAUGAGGUUUCUCUGUCCAUCUCCAGUCGGACAGACACCGGUGUCCACGCCCUUGGAAACUCCGCCCACUUCGACCUCCAGCGGCAGAACGGCAAGCCCCCAUUUGCUGAGGAGGUCCUGGUUGACGCCCUCAACUUCCACCUGAGACCGGAGCCAAUCAGAAUCACCCGCGCCUACCGGGUCCCCGGUGGGUUCCAUGCCCGUUUCCGCGCUGUGUCUCGGACGUACGUCUACCGGCUAGCCACGGGCGUCACUCAUCACUCCUGCACGCCACUGACCGAUGCUAACCUCUGCUGGGGGUUACGCCACAUUGACCUGGAUGUUGGUGCGAUGCGCGACGCUGCCUCCCUGCUGGUGGGUACCCAUAACUUCAGCUCCUUCAGAGCCUUGAACUCUGAGACACCGUUUAAAGACCCGGUAAAGACCUUGGAGAAGGUCGGUCUGGAACUCGGAGACGCCUUUGUACAUAAACACUUCCACAGAGAUAUUCAGUUCUGGGAGCUUACCUUUAAGAGCAGAUCCUUCCUCUACAAACAGGUGCGUAGGAUGACAGGGGCUCUGGUGGCAGUUGGCCAGGGACAGAUGUCUGUCUCUGGGGUGAAGGAAUUACUGGAGGCCCAGGACUCUCAGGCCUACCCACACAACCUCACAUCACCCCCAGAAGGUCUCUUCCUCACCAGGGUGGAGUACCACCGGUCAGACCUGCAGCUUUACACUCAGGAGGAUUCACAGAGUUGAUUGUCGUUCUAAUGACUUAGGCCCAAUCCCAAAUGGACCCCUAGACGUAACGCCCUACGCAUUUGUGGAGAUCUGAGAGGAUUUGAAAAGCAAUUUACUUAUACCUCCAAUUUGGCCCUCUGAUAGGCUAGGUCAGGGGUGUCAAACUAAUUCCAUGGAGGGUCUAGUGUCUGCAGGUUUUAGUUUUCUAACACCUAGACACCCAGGUGAGGGGAGGUCUUUACUGAGACCUAGACAACCAGGUGAGGGGAGGUCUUUACUGAGACCUAGACAACCAGGUGAGACCUAGACACCCAUGUGAGGGGAGGUCUUUACUGAGACCUAGACAACCAGGUGAGGGGAGGUCUUUACUGAGACCUAGACAACCAGGUGAGGGGAGGUCUUUACUGAGACCUAGACACUCAGGUGAGACCUAGACGACCAGGUGAGGGGAGGUCUUUACUGAGACCUAGACACCCAGGUGAGGGGAGGUCUUUACUGAGACCCAGACACCCAGGUGAGGGGAGGUCUUUACUGAGACCUAGACAACCAGGUGAGGGGAGUUCCUUUCUAAGACCUAGAGUUGGGAAAACAAGUAUUUUAAACACUGCCGAUUUUGCAGGUUUUCCUACUUACA
This is a messenger RNA of Oncorhynchus masou masou (cherry salmon), 1669 nucleotides long. It is a transcript of the gene pusl1, whose product is annotated as pseudouridine synthase like 1. Gene Ontology annotation, biological process: tRNA pseudouridine synthesis. The record is from RefSeq and is a predicted model, not a curated record. The coding region runs from base 166 to 1053 and encodes 295 amino acids. NCBI's taxonomy places the organism in Eukaryota, Metazoa, Chordata, Actinopteri, Salmoniformes, Salmonidae. Gene Ontology annotation, molecular function: RNA binding; pseudouridine synthase activity. The transcript has 10 exons.